AUGGAACACAAGUAUGAUGAAAAGAAGCAAACUCCUUGCGCCAAGAAGGUUAUCAAAAUUCUGCUGUCAAUUUCUAUAGUUUCCUUCCUCAUCAUCUCCCUCUCUCCCUAUCUGCUUCCUCUUCUGAUCCAAUGGUUUGAUCAUUACACCGCCACUUUCUCUCUAUCCUCACAUCUAUUCAGAUACAGCAGUGAACGCAACUACAUAUUCCUCUUCUGCAAUGGAAUUUUGUUCUUGGUGAUCAAGACUUCAGUCCUAAAAGGCAAUUCUUUUCUGGGUUCUCAAUCUACAAUUCAAGAGGUCAGCAACACUCAUAAGGAAUUAUCAAAGCCAUCAACAAAGGAUAUCACCAUGGACUAUGAAGAAGAAGAAGAAGAAGAAGUCAAUAUUCAUGACAACGACGAAGAAGAAGACGGAAUCGGGUUGUUGAGUGCAGAAGAACUGAACAGGAAAUGCGAUGACUUUAUAAGAAAGAUUAGAGAAGGAAUCAGAGUUGAGGUUCGACCAACAGCUAACUAA
Messenger RNA from Impatiens glandulifera, 519 nucleotides. RefSeq lists its product as uncharacterized. NCBI's taxonomy places the organism in Eukaryota, Viridiplantae, Streptophyta, Magnoliopsida, Ericales, Balsaminaceae. Bases 1 to 519 code for a protein of 172 amino acids. The transcript has a single exon. The record is from RefSeq and is a predicted model, not a curated record.